GUGGUCACCUGGAACGUGGGCACAGCCAUGCCCCCAAAUGAUGUGACAUCCCUGCUGCACCUCAACACGGGCGAGACAAAUGAUGCGGACAUGAUCGCCAUUGGGCUGCAAGAGGUGAACUCCAAGAUAAACAAGCGCCUGAAGGAUGCCCUCUUCACAGAUCAGUGGAGCGAGCUCUUCAUGGAUGUGCUGAGCCCCUUCCACUUCGUCCUGGUCAGCACAGUGCGGAUGCAAGGUGUGAUCCUACUGGUAUUUGCCAAGUACUACCACCUCCCCUUCCUGCAGGACAUCCAGACAGACUGUACGAGGACGGGGCUGGGAGGCUACUGGGGCAACAAGGGUGGGGUGAGUGUUCGUCUCUCCAUCUUCGGCCACAUGGUCUGCUUCCUGAACUGCCACCUGCCAGCGCACUUGGAGAAGGCGGAGCAGCGCAAGGAGGACUUUGCCACCAUACUGCACAUGCAGCAGUUUGAGGGGCAUGCGGCCAGCGGCAUCCUGGACCAUGACCUCGUGUUCUGGUUUGGGGACCUCAACUUCCGCAUCGAGAGCCUCGACAUCCGCUUUGUGAAGUAUGCCAUCGACAGCAACAUCCUCAGCCAGCUCUGGGAGAAGGACCAGCUGAACAUUGCCAAGAGCACCUGGCCUGUCCUCAGUGGCUUUCAGGAGGGACCCCUGAAUUUCCCACCCACCUUCAAGUUUGAUGUGGGCACCAACAAGUACGACAGCAGUGCCAAGAAGCGAAAGCCUGCCUGGACCGAUCGCAUCCUCUGGAAGAUCAAAUCUCCCAGUGCUGGGCUUGGUGCGGGCGGGCGCCGGCCCAGCCAGGGCAUCCUGUCGGUGAGCCAGCUCUGCUACUGCAGCCACAUGGAGUACACAGUCAGUGACCACAAGCCGGUAGCUGCCAUCUUUGCAGUGCAGUUCACUUCCAAGGCAGACAAGCCCCCGGUUGAGAUUUAUGUGGCUGACGAAUGGAGCAGGCCUGAACAAGCAGUUGUCAGGUACAAGAUGGCUGCUGGCUUCCUCCUGAGCUCCUGGGACUGGAUAGGACUCUACCGGGUGGGCUUUCGGCAUCCUAAAGACUAUGUGUCCUAUGUCUGGGCGAGGAGCGACGAUGGAGAGCGCUGCCUGGAGAAGCAACUGUGUGUGCAGGUGAUGUUCUUGGAGGAGGCCCUGCCCAAGGGGAAGGGGGAGUACAUCCUCGGAUACUACAGCAACACCUCCGGCAGCAUUGCUGGCAUGACUGAGCCCUUCCAGAUCUCUCUGCCCAGGUCAGAGGAGGGCAGCAGCCCCACGGACAGCUCAGGCACCAGUUCAGAAGAGGAGGAUGACAGCACACUUGUCCUGCUGGCCCCCAAAUCCCGUAGCCCCAGCCCAGGCAAGAUGAAACGGCACCGGAGCCGAAGCCCCAGCCUGGCCAAGUUCCAGGGCCUCAUCCUGCGGCCAUCGAGCCGGGACAGGGUUACAAGUCGCAGCCCCUCACCCCAGAGCCGCCGAGGCCUCCCUGGGGACAUCCCCACCAUCCACCUGCCCCAGGAGGAGCUGAGGUGCCAUGGAGCCAAAGCCAAGGAACCAGGGUGGGCAGCCGACAGCCAGGAGGACAGCUCCUUCUACCAGACUGUGCAGGAGCAGGGUGGUCCCCGGCAUGUCUCUGCCAACAACCCCCUGGCCAGGGCCGACCCCAGGAACCUGGGCCUGCUGCCUGCGCUUCGCCUGGAGAUGAUUGACCAGGCCAUGGGCCGGCGGAGGGAGAGCAUGGACCAGGGCCAUCCCUGCCAGAGGAUGAGCUCCACCAGUCCCCCUGGCUGGCGGACCUCCCCAAAGUAA
Messenger RNA from Opisthocomus hoazin, 1824 nucleotides. The record is from RefSeq and is a predicted model, not a curated record. NCBI's taxonomy places the organism in Eukaryota, Metazoa, Chordata, Aves, Opisthocomiformes, Opisthocomidae.